Molecule: messenger RNA, 2201 nt
Organism: Pyrus x bretschneideri (Chinese white pear)
Lineage: Eukaryota; Viridiplantae; Streptophyta; Magnoliopsida; Rosales; Rosaceae
Exons: 10
Coding region: 1-1803 (600 amino acids)
Cellular component (GO): endoplasmic reticulum; Golgi apparatus
Source: RefSeq, a predicted model, not a curated record
AUGGACGAAAGUUCAUCGGCACUGAUCGAAGCAAUUCUCAGAGAGCAAGAGGAGGAGGAGGCACAGAAAUAUGGCAGGAAGCUCACCCAAAACGGUGACGCUUAUGCGUGGCAGACGGUUUCGUAUUCGAAGCGAACCCGGAAAUCCUCCUCCAAGGCGCUUCUGGCGGACUCCAACGCCGAUCUUCACAACGGUGUUGUAUCCUCCGCCUCCGACGUGUUCCGGCCGAUCGAGCUGCAUUCCGAGGAGCGCCGUCGGAGAGUUCUCGAGGCCCAGGCCGCAGCCGUUUCCGGAGAUGCCACACCCAGCGCAUCGAAGCGGACUUCCGAUGACGACGAUGAGGGUGAUAGCGAUGGUGAGGUGGCCGGGGCGGCCGUCGAAAACGGCGAGGUGAAGAAGGUGAAGCAGAAGAAGCCGAAGAAGCCGAAGGUGACGGUGGCGGAGGCGGCGUCGAAGAUGGACGCCGGUGAUCUCGGCGCCUUUCUGGCUGAUAUAACUGCUUCGUAUAAUGAGACGCAGCAGGACAUACAGCUUAUGCGCUUGGCGGAUUAUUUCGGUCGAGCAUUUGCGGCGGUCAGUCCGGCUCAAUUUCCGUGGUUGAAGACGUUCAAGGAAUCCUCUGUGGCAAAGCUGGUUGAUAUCCCCCUUUCACAUGUAUCUGAUGAUGUUUACAAGAUAUCAGUUGAAUGGAUCGGCCAGCGCUCUACUGAAGCGCUUGGAUCGUUUGUGCUAUGGUCGUUGGACAGCAUUCUUGCUGACCUUGCAACUCAUCAAGGAGUAGCCAAGGGAUCCAAAAAAGCGGUUCAGCAAGCACCUUCAAAGUCUCAGGUUGCCAUAUUUGUGGUUUUAGCAAUGGUAUUGCGACGAAGACCUGAAGUACUGAUUAGUUUAGUUCCUGUGAUGAGGGGAAGUCCGAAAUAUGAAGGCCAAGAUAAGCUUCCAAUCACAGUUUGGUUGGUUGCACAGGCUUCUCAAGGAGAUCUGGUUGUUGGGUUGUACUCAUGGGUACAAUUUCUCUUGCCUAUAUUGAGUAGCAAGUCAAGUAGUAAUCCACUGUGUAGAGACUUAAUUUUGCAGUCUGUGGAAAGAAUUUUGUCUUCUCCGAAAGCCCGUCCUAUUCUAUUAAAUGGUGCUGUCAGAAAGGGGGAGCACAUAGUGCCACCAUCAGCCCUUGAUCUCUUGAUGAGAGUCUCUUUUCCGACACCUUCUGCCCGAGUUAAGGCAACUGAGAGGUUUGAAGCUGUUUAUCCAACUUUGAAGGAGAUCGCCCUUGCUGGUUCCCCCAGAAGCAAAACAAUGAAGCAAGUCACACAGCAGAUAUUAAAGAAUUCAGUUAAAGCUGUUAAUGAGGGCAUACCUGAUCUGUCUAAGGAAGCAAGCGGCUUAUUUAUUUGGUGUUUGACGCAAAACCCUGAAUGUUACAGGCAAUGGGACAUACUUUAUCUGGACAAUCUCGACGCAAGUGUUGUUCUCCUGAAAAAGCUAUCUGACGAGUGGAAGGAGCAAUCUGUUAAACAUGCUUCUCUUGACCCCUUGAGGGAAACUUUAAAGAGUUUCAGGGAGAAGAAUGAUAAAGCAUUGGCAGCGGGGGGAGCUGAUGCUGCCCGCCAUUCACUGUUGAAGGAUGCAGACAAAUACUGCAAACAGAUUUUGGGACGAUUGUCGCAAGGCCAUGUAUGCAUGAAGAGCAUGGUACUUGUUUCUGUUGCCCUCGCUGUGGGUGCUGCGGUCAUGUCCCAAAACAUACAACCUGGGGACCUUAAGAAAUUUGUAGCUAUGUUUAACUUACCCCCAACUCUCUGAAUGGAGGAACUCACCAUUACUUACAGCAUACAGGGUUUGAUUAAGUCUGGCCCAUAACAGUAUAGGCAGAGGAUGAGUUAAGUUGAGCGUUCGACCGACUUGUAGCAGGUUUCGGUGGAAUUAGAAGUACAAGCAGCAGCACAGCGUAGCCGAAAUCUGGGUUUUCCGUUUCACAAGGUGUUUGACGCAUCUGGUUUCCAGAGUCAUACUCUGUCAAGUGAGUCGUUUUUCCUUUCAAAUGGACUAAAACUAUAUGGUGGCGUGUGUUUUUCGGGUUUUCUUUAUUUAUUUUGUGUCAUAGAAUAAUAGCGUGUUAAAAUGUGCACAUGCAAAAUGGUCAUAAGAAGGUGGAAAUGAAUGGUGGAAUAAGUGCUUGAAUGAAAAGUGCAGUUCGUUUC